AUGGCUGCAGUUGAUAAGCAACGCAGAAGCGCCUCAUUGAACCCUGAAACGUCUUCUUGCAGGGCUGGCGCAGGUGUCUGUCUUGUGCGGCAUAUGAGAGGUCAAUCGCUUGGGUAUCAAUCUCACACCCACUGGCAAUGGGUGAGGUCGCAGUACACCGACACCGGUCCGUCUGCAUCAGACAGCUUCUGGCCUAGGAAGGAAAUUAUGCCACUUAAAACAGCGAUUGAGCGAGGCUGGAUGGGGACCACCCUCAGAGAGGAUGAUAUUUCCCGACCCUCCAUCUCAAAGGUCUUGAAUAUCGUCCGAGAUGGACAGGAUAUUGUUGGGGCCGUCAUCAUCGCGGUACGGGGCGAGAUGUUACGGAUUCCAUGCAGACCGUGGAUCCAUCGCGCAUUGUAG
Colletotrichum abscissum is the source of this 402-nucleotide messenger RNA. RefSeq lists its product as uncharacterized. The record is from RefSeq and is a predicted model, not a curated record. The transcript has a single exon. Bases 1 to 402 code for a protein of 133 amino acids. Lineage: Eukaryota; Fungi; Ascomycota; Sordariomycetes; Glomerellales; Glomerellaceae.